GGCCCUUGCAACCUUAGAGUUUCGCCUAAUCGGAGCGCGGCAACCAACCCCAAACUGUAACGAGGUAAGGGUAUUUCAGCUUCUGCUCUUCCAUACAAGAGGACUCCACCAAGCUGGUUGAAAAUCUCUGCUCCUGAUGGAUUGUAAUGCUGCCUUGUUUGAAUCCUAGUGCAUCACAGAGACUUUUUGAAUAGCCAGUUUCUUCUAAUGACGAUUUUGUUAUCAGAUUGGACCUUAAUGCCUAACUAUAUAUACCUUAUUCCUGGUUUGCAUUAGACUUCACCUUACAGGUCCGAAAAAGGGUUCCCAGAGAUCCAAUGUACCCAUGUUCACUUGUAUACGACUUGUACGUUGCCGCUUCCUAAUUGCUCCUUCACCUCUUUUCACAUCAGUCAUCUCUUCUUCUUUCCCUUCUUCAAUGGAAAACACGGGUGCUUUCCACAAGCCUUCUUCAUCCUCUGCCUUUUCUCAUUCCAAUCCAAGCGGUGGUAGAGGAAGAGGAAGAGGACUGGACACGAGGGAUAAUAAGGAAAGAUCAGGGGGCCGUGGCGGUGGUGGCAAAGAUAAAAUUGAUGCUCUUGGUAGACUCUUGACACGCAUUUUGCGGCACAUGGCCUCUGAGCUAAACUUGAAUAUGAGGAAUGAUGGGUAUGUGAAGGUACAAGAUCUGUUAAAGUUAAACUUGAAAACAUUUGCAAACGUCCCAUUGAGGUCUCACACAAUUGAUGAUGUCAAAGAGGCAGUACGGAAGGAUAACAAGCAAAGAAUGGGCCUUUUGGAAGAAAAUGGAGAGCUUCUGAUACGUGCCAACCAAGGCCAUACAGUAAAGAUAGUUGAAACUGAAAGCUUAUUGAAACCGAUCCUUUCAGCUGAUGAAGUUCCAGUUUGUGUACAUGGCACUUACAAGAAGAAUUUGGAAUCAAUUUUGGAGCAUGGGCUCAAACGCAUGAAAAGGUUACAUGUUCAUUUCUCAUGUGGCUUGCCAACAGAUGGCGAAGUAAUUAGUGGAAUGAGGCGAGAUGUUAAUGUCCUCAUCUUUCUUGAUGUGAGAAAAGCUUUGGAAGAUGGGAUGAAGCUUUAUAUCUCAGAAAACAGAGUUAUCUUGACCGAGGGUAUUGAUGGUGUGGUGCCAGUGAAGUACUUCCAGAAAGUGGAGUCAUGGCCAGAUAGAAAACCUUUGUCAUUAUAGAAUAGAACGUCACUUUUCACUCUUUUCUUUCCCUUUUGCACCAGUUUUUCUCUUACUCCCAUUCGCUACACCGAGCCCUCCAUUCCCGGAGGAAAAAGCAAACAGGUUUAGUGCCCUUUGGUAUUCUCCAUCCUAUUUCCCUUUUAUCACCAUGAUGUCCUUAAACUUUUAUUGUGAUUGGUUCAUGAUCUAACGCAUAAUGUUGUGAAGUUGAGUAGUUAAGUUCUACACCACAAAAAUGAACUCCAGCUCAUCUUGGGUAGAAAGGAAGUUUAUAUUUACGGUGAAGGGUUCAGAAUACUGGCAGGUUGUUCAAAUGCUUGUAAACAUUGUGAUAGAAGAAAAGAACCCUUUCAAUCAAAGGCAAGAAUAACUGACAAAAGCAUCCCACGAGCUGGUUUAUCUGUUUUUAUUGACGGGAAAAGAGAAGUGCUAAUAGAAUUCCUGAUUGAACUCCCGCAAUCUGUGAAUGUAUGAUUACUGUUUGGACAUUGUAUUAUUUCACUAUUUAAAAUACUCAAUUUUAAUAUUCGCAAA
Messenger RNA from Lycium barbarum (goji berry), 1726 nucleotides. RefSeq lists its product as uncharacterized. The transcript is spliced from 10 exons. Gene Ontology annotation, molecular function: tRNA 2'-phosphotransferase activity. Gene Ontology annotation, biological process: tRNA splicing, via endonucleolytic cleavage and ligation. Lineage: Eukaryota; Viridiplantae; Streptophyta; Magnoliopsida; Solanales; Solanaceae. Bases 326 to 1189 code for a protein of 287 amino acids. The record is from RefSeq and is a predicted model, not a curated record.